Messenger RNA from Condylura cristata (star-nosed mole), 474 nucleotides. It is a transcript of the gene ZNF580, whose product is annotated as zinc finger protein 580. Gene Ontology annotation, cellular component: nucleus. NCBI's taxonomy places the organism in Eukaryota, Metazoa, Chordata, Mammalia, Eulipotyphla, Talpidae. Gene Ontology annotation, molecular function: DNA-binding transcription factor activity, RNA polymerase II-specific; sequence-specific DNA binding. Gene Ontology annotation, biological process: regulation of transcription by RNA polymerase II. The annotation marks the transcript as partial. The transcript has 2 exons. The record is from RefSeq and is a predicted model, not a curated record.
UUGGGGCCUCGGGGGGCACACGCGGAGGGCGGUGGCCGAGGACCCCCCGGGGCGCAGCUGCCGCUCCAGAUGCUGCUGCUGCCGCCGCGGCCGCCCCACCCUCGGUCCUCCUCCCCCGAGGCCAUGGACCCGCCGCCCCCCAAGGCGCCCCCUUUCCCCAAGACGGAAGGGCCUCCCUCCACUCCCUCCUCGGCGGCGGGGCCCCGACCCCCGCGGCUGGGCCGCCACCUGCUUAUCGACGCCAACGGGGUCCCCUACACGUACACGGUGCAGCUGGAGGAGGAGCCCCCGGGCGCGCCGCCGCGCGAGGCGCCCCCGGGGGAGCCCGGCCCGCGCAAGGGCUACAGCUGCCCGGAGUGCGCCCGCGUCUUCGCCAGCCCGCUGCGGCUGCAGAGCCACCGCGUGUCGCACUCGGACCUCAAGCCCUUCACGUGCGGCGCCUGCGGCAAGGCCUUCAAGCGCUCCAGCCACCUG